CCAUAUUACCAGUGUCCUCAUCAUAAAAAGUACAACAUGUUCCAGUGGCUGCUCACCAGGGACAGGGCCAUUCUUGGUCUUGGCUCCACCUGCAUCAGGAUAAUAAUAAUAAUAAUAAUAAUAAUAAUCCAUGCCAAUCUCAUCCUGUGUAUCUUCCCCUAACACUUCCCCAACACACGUUUUACAAGUACAUAACCCUCAGCUGCUUCUUUACAUUUAAAUGUAACAAUACGUAAAGAAUUCAAACACAACACAAAUGAUUACGACGACCUGUAUUGUGUUAAGAAGUUUGAGGAAAGACUUAUGAAAGAACUUAUACUUGUGUAUUCAACAAUCUUAAUUAAGCAAGAGAUUGGCAGUAGCAAAAACCAGAAUACACAGGAGUCCCCUGGACUGAGACUGAGAUUGAGAGCCACUGCACUGAAUUACUGAAUAGUAAUUUAAAUUGCACAAAGGUGGCUGAGGGAAACCUCUUCUAUGGCAGUGCUACUCGACUCUACAUCCCCUCAGUGUCUGCAUGUUUCUCAGUUCAGCUGUGCUCUACAGCACCUGAUUUCACCCAGGAACUUAUAACCUGAACCAAGGAAGUAAAAUAAUUGUGGUGUAGUGCAUUGUUGGUGCAAAUACCUGCAGACACACGGCCCGCAGGAUGUGGAGUUGAGUAGAACUGUUCUGUGGUAACGAAGCCCUUGCAGAGAGUUUGAGGUCUGAUCCGAAGCUACGUUCUUGCUCCACCCCUCCUGCCUCUUAUAAGACAGGGGCGUCAAACUCCAGUCCAGGAGGUCUGCUGGUUUUUGCUGUGUUUCAGCAUGAGAGACACAUUUCUAAGUCUUUCAUUGGCUAAAGACCAUUGGCAAACACCUUCUCAAGGCCUUAAUUGGCUGCUGAUUGAAAGGAAACCACAAACAGCUGUGGACACUGUGGCCCUCCAGGACUGGAGUUUGACACUGAGAGCUGAUUUAAGAGGUGUGCCCGGAAAGGUCACAGCCCCCCGGAACGUCCAGGCCAUGGUGAACCUCCCCUUCACGCUGGGCUGUAACCUGACCAAGCGGGGCGGGGACAGCCUGAAGCAGGUGCAGUGGGUGAGCGGGCAGAACGCCACCCUGCUCACGCACACCCCGGGCCAGCCGGCCAGCGUGGCGGACCACAGCGUGGAGCUGGCUGCCACGCGCCGCCACACCAGCGCCAUCACCAUCAAACGGGUGGGCCACAAAGACGAGGGCUGCUUCCGCUGCGUCUUCCACCUGGAGCCCCGCGGCUCGCAGGAGGGCCAGAUCUGCCUGGCUGUCACGGCGAAGGCGGUUGCGGAGGGGAACAAGACCGCGGUGAGUGGGCAGUCUGCCGUGCUGUCCUGCUCUUACGGUCUGCCCCAGCGCGUCCUGCAGGUGCUCUGGCGGAAGGUUCUGGGGCGGGGCGAGGCCCGCGACGUGGCCUCGUACGCGCAGCAGGGGAACCCGGUGAUCGAGGAGCCCCUCCGCGACCGCGCCUUCCUCAGCCGCACCCUGGACCGGACCCGGCUGCACCUCAGCCCCGUGAGGACGGAGGACGAGGGCUGCUACACCUGCGAGUUCCAGUCUGUCUCCGAGGGAAGCCAGAGCGCCGUGGCCUGCGUCACGGUCUACGUUCUGCCCCGACCCCAGAUCAGCUACAGAACUACACCGCAGGGGGCGAUCGAGGCAAACUGCACGGCGCAGGCCCGACCCCCUGUGGAGAUCGUCUGGAACGUGGAGGGGGACAACAGGACCCUGGGCCCGCCCGUGCCCACCUCCUACGAGCAGCCGGACGGGACCACGCUGGUCGUCAGCACCCUGGUCCUGCAGACCAGUAUCCUCAACGACAAGUCCGUCAAGUGCCUGGUCCACCACCGCGGGCUGGAGGCGCCCCUGUCCGUCUCCCUGAACACCAAGCUGGGAACGGCCCUGGCUGUCCUUAUCUCAGUGACCGGUGCGGCCAUUUUGGUCGUUGUGUGUAUGUGUAUCUGCCUCUUCAAGUGUUUCCGCAAGGGCGCUGAGUAAUUGACCAGGGGAAACAUCUGGCAGUUCAGUGGAAAAACCUGGAGUUUUUCCAGUCUUGUUGACUGCGAUGACCUAAGACUCCCAGAUGGACAACAACUAUGUGGAGAUCAUAAAUUAAACAAACAGAUGCACUUUGAUUACGGCAGUUGAAAGAUUAUCAGUGGUAAAAAAAGCCUUUUCUCCAUCAAUAUGAAUCAAUGUUCUACUGACUAUUAUAGUCAUAUAUCACUAUUAUGUGAGGUUAUAACUAGUUCUGAAAAUCAUUAAUAUGAUGAUUUACACUACAUUUUACCAUAAGUUGGUUAUUAUUAGCAUGACUAGGACAAGACCAAAAAAAAGCUUAAUUUAUUGUUUUAUCAUUGUUUAUAGCUUUUAUUUUUCUGAGAAAUUCAAUCUCGUAGGAUGCAGUAACGUCCUCAUGUCCUGCUGGUGAAGCUGCUGUCAUGGCCACGUGGGACUGUCUCCUUGUGAUUUCACCAUGGGAUUAAGCCUCAUGAUGCACCACUCAUGAUGCACCACAAAUGUGGUGGAUGUUAUGUGGUCGAACAGUACUAUUGUUGAGCCAAACAUUAUGAAAAUGGUUUACUAUAACAUAUUCUUUGACCACAUAUGAUAUCGAAUGUCUUACAGCAGGGAUUUGUCUUCAUCCUGAAUUCAGCAAACAAGUCAGAUUUCAGAUCCAAGAAACCGGGCAAACUGUGUAAUAAGCUUCUUCAGCUCUGAAUUAAGACCAGCACACCCCAUCGCUCUCCAGGACCCGGGAUGGGAUGCCUGUUUUUCAGAGUGAACAUCCUUUUCAAUACACUUCUCUCAGACAGGACAGUGUUUUCUGAUUUCUGUUGUAGGGUGAAAAUAAACAUGCAAGGCCUAGUACUACUGAGAUGAACCCCUCAUUUUCCACUGAGGUCAACUCUAAUUUUGGAGUUCUGUGGCCUGCGUGCAUCACUUUGCUCUGAAGCCCAGCCACUGUGUAGAGCCAUUUUUAUGGAAUAAGUUAAAUCUAAUAAAAUAUUGAGUUUAA
Molecule: messenger RNA, 3036 nt
Organism: Conger conger (European conger)
Lineage: Eukaryota; Metazoa; Chordata; Actinopteri; Anguilliformes; Congridae
Product: OX-2 membrane glycoprotein-like
Exons: 6
Coding region: 810-2015 (401 amino acids)
Molecular function (GO): cell-cell adhesion mediator activity
Source: RefSeq, a predicted model, not a curated record